This is a messenger RNA of Aspergillus clavatus NRRL 1, 2022 nucleotides long. Its product is annotated as putative pH signal transduction protein PalI. The transcript has 3 exons. Lineage: Eukaryota; Fungi; Ascomycota; Eurotiomycetes; Eurotiales; Aspergillaceae. The coding region runs from base 1 to 2022 and encodes 673 amino acids. The record is from RefSeq and is a predicted model, not a curated record. Gene Ontology annotation, cellular component: plasma membrane; cell division site; growing cell tip.
AUGUUGCUUAAGCCCGCGACGCCCCUCACUAUCCUUCUCCUGGCCGCCUUUGUCCUCUUACUUCUUUCCGUUCUUUCGACCCCGAUUAUCCAGGGUAUACCUCUGGCGACUUUUAAUGAUGUCGACUAUGGAGUCUUCGGGUACUGCAAGUCUGGUCAAUGCACUAAUAUUCACAUUGGAUACACGACCGACGACAUAUCCAGUACCGAUAACAAUGAGUUUAACCUCCCGUCGAGCACGCGAAGAUCGCUUUCGUCUAUUUUGAUUGUUCAUCCGGUCGCCGCCUUUCUCACGCUCAUCUGCCUUUGCCUCGCCGCCGCCGCUCAUCUGCACGCUCCGUCGCAUUCGCCCCGAUAUCUUCUGGCAUUAUUGAUUCUCCUGCUCCCGACGCUCCUCGUCUCACUCCUCGCUUUUUUGGUGGAUAUUCUACUGUUCGUUCCGCGUCUGGGAUGGGGCGGUUGGAUUGUGCUGGGUGCCACCAUCCUGCUGGUCAUCAGCGGUGUGGUUACCUGUGCGAUGCGCCGGACUCUGGUCAGUCGCAAGGCGAGGAAGAGGCGCAUCGCGGAAAAUGCUGAGAUGAGUGGGGAAAAUUACUAUAACCGCCAGAAUGCCGUCGCGGCGGGUGCGGUCAACGGGUUCACCAGCCCAAGGGCCGAAGCUUUGAACGGCGACGCGAAAGAGGCUCUCAUCACCACCUCGCCUAAUUCGGACUCGGCUCCUAUGUUCACUAGCCUGCGCUCUACCACACACGAAAGCGACGAUGAUCGAGCGCCCCUGAACUCCCAUGUAACCCCCAGCGACGUUUCUUUGCCAGAUGUCCAGCGGUCUCUGUCAGGACGUGCCGAUGGAAUGCCUCCCAAUGGGUCUCGAGACGAACUUGCAAACUUACCAUAUGCUGGAGCCUACGGCCCGGGAUCCCGACCAAACCCUGAUCCCUGUGAUCCCCGCUUGCGCCCUCAAUAUUCGGAUAAUAGUAUGGGUUCGCGUCGGGGACCUCCUCCUCCAGGUUUUGCGCCGCGUGGACGGGGUGGGUACCCGCCUCGCGGAGGUUAUGGUCGCGGAGGGCCUUACGGAGGACCCCGAGCAUCCCCUCCAAAUGGCAGGGGCGGCCCAAUGGCCCCAAUGGGUCCAAUGCGCGGGGCACCGUCAGCAAUGAUGAUGGGACGAGGACAACGGGGACCAUCGCCUGCCGGUUAUGGUCCCGGCUCUGGUGGUCCCAGCCACGGCUACGAUGCGUAUGGUUACGGUCCCGGCCCACGGUUAUCGCCUCGCCCCGCUGAAGAUGGCUAUGAUUAUCGCGGUCCUUCGCCCGUUUCGGCCGCGCGACAGCCUUCACCUGGCCCUAUCGGAAUGGCCGUGUCAUCUCCGGAUGCAGGGCCUAUCGGUCAGGCCAUCGAAAUGAUGCCGCAACCCAGACACAACGGUGCUGUUGAAUCGGAACCGCUUGCUGUAUCGGACGCACAUGAGCCACAUGCGGUUUCGAACGAUGGAUAUCCGGAACCCGUCAGCCCCGCGAGUCUCUACAGUCGAACGCCGUCCUAUGUGCCACCGCGUGCUGGUUGGACCCCAGCGGACCUCCGCGCUGGACCCUCGCCAUCUCCAGUCCACGCCCAUGGAGCUACUCACGCCUCACCCAAUGCUCGCCCCAAGACUGGUGAUGAUUACUACGAAGACGUAGACCCUCGUUUCGCUGAACCUCAAUUACCGCCGGUAGGAAACCGUGCAAUACCGUCUGCUUUGACACCGGGUGCUGGUGAGCCACCCAAACCGAUGGCUGAUACACCCGAGGCCCCUGGCUCACCUACUACUAGCGAGAUAAGCCAUUUCACCUCCAUUUCUGAGCGGCCCAUCAACCCACGUUGGCGUCCGCCUCCACCUCCUGCUCCUCCUGCUCAGCACAGACAAAAUGUGUUGCUGGAGAACAACCCCGAUUUUGAUCUACGAGCCGGUGCAGCUGGCGUGGGAGGACGCAUGCCGCCAUUGUCGGCUCCUCGAGAACCUACAAGAUACCCUCUACCAUGA